AGAAUACCUCAUAUGAUGUAAUGCUUGUUUGAUGUUUCUUGUGUUGUUGUUGGUAUCUCUCUCUCUCUAUCUCUCUCUCUCUCUCUCUCUGCUGUGCCUUGCUCGAGCAUCGAACAGCCAUCGUGUUGCACUUUAAAGUGCCAUCACAGACCGGGCGAGCUACAUGAGCAAGGCGGUCGAUGUUGCGCGCAAUUUAUUUUUAAUACAUCUUCUUUAUUUGGUACUAAAAGAGCCUAGUUUGAAUAAUUCUGUUUCAAGUCUUUAUUAACAUCUACUUUUUGUUUUCCCCCAACAUUUAUUGUAACGCAAUAUAUAUCCAUAUUAUACUUUUCAACUGGAUUGAGAUAUAAUACCAGCAAUAUGUUAAAUUCCAAGAUGUAAUUUGCAUUAUUGAUAUUUAUAAAACUCAAAUGUUCAGUUUAUACUCAAAAUACAGUCCUCCAUAGAUCGGUAAGUCCUUCUCCCAUGUAAUCGUAGUGAAUGUUAUUUCUUUAGGGAUGACAGCUCGUUCAAAACGAAUUCAUUGCGGCUCUUCCAACUUCGUAGAUGAAACCUCAUGGUUUCAGCUGCCCUACGCUCACCGUUCACAUUCCGGUGCAGCGUUUCGCCACACGCUUUCAUGGUCCAGUCACAGGCUGUUUUAGUCGAGAUCAUGGCCUCUUUCAUUGUCUCUGGUUUAAUGCACGAGUUGAUCUACUUUGCCUCCAACUUGGGAGGACAUUUGUUUCCUUGUCUUUCUUGCACGGUGUUGCAAACACCACAUAUAGAUAGUGGUGAAGAUAAUAUACGUUGGAGACCACCGCACCGGCCUGUUUCGGGUCUAGCGUUUGGUAACGUGACGGGAGUUCAUGUCCAUGUCAGAGCAAUUAGUGAAUGUUUGUCGAUUAUUUACUUUGCCAAAGACAAGCUGUUCAUUUUUGCUUCAUGAUUUUUGUUUUGGGUAUAACCAAUACUUCUAGCAAAGCAACCAAACUUAGAAAUUAUCUUCAAUGUGUGAAAUGUAUUUAAAAAGCGUGAGACACGUUGUGUAGUUCACUCCUUGCAACUUCUUAAAAUCAUUAGCUUGAUUAUUAUUAUUUAAACAAAUUGAGAUAUUUUUCAUAACAUCCCAAAUAAAACUGACGCAACUUGACAAAUAUGAAACUUAUUUACAAUACAUGGAUUUUGACGUUUUUCAUGUUCUUGUAGAUAUUGUUUUAUAAGCUGCAUGCUGCGAACAAUUAGCAACUCACAGAACCAAGAAGAGAGUGAGAGAGAUAAACAGAGAGGAGAUGGAAGAAGAGUUGAGAAACUUAGUCAAGGUCUGUAUCUCUGUCUUAAUCUCCAUAUCUUACUGUUACUACAUCUCUUCAAAAAUUCCCAAAGGUUUUGUUCGUCUCCUUUCUCUUCUUCCCAUCUUUAUUAUCUUUCUUCUCAUCCCUCUCUUCUUUUCAUCCCUCCACUUCUGUGCCAUCUCAGCUUUUUUCCUUACAUGGCUAGCAAAUUUCAAGCUCCUUCUCUUUGCUUUUGAUCAAGAACCUUUAAGCCCACUUCCUUCAAGUUUCUCCCGUUUCCUAUGCUUCACUUGUUUCCCAAUCAAAACCUAUCAAAACCCUUCUUCAAACCGAAUAUACAACAAACCCAAAUGGGUUCUUGCUUCCAAAGUUGUACUCUUUUCCUUCUUAUUACAUCUCUACGGUAAAAAUUAUCAUAACAGUUUACCUCGAUUGGCUUUCUUGUCUAUCUUUACCAUCCAUGUCUACAUUGAGUUAGAAUUUAUCUUAGUCUUAGUGGGUGCUUUACUCUCUACACUUCUUGGUUGUGAAAUCGAACCGGUUUUUAAUGAGCCUUACUUGGCUACUUCUUUUCAAGACUUCUGGAGUCGUAGAUGGAACCGCAUGGUCCCAUCCGUUCUACGUCCAACUGUUCACAUCCCGGUUCAGCAAUUUACCGCGCGGUUAAUCGGUCAAAACGCGUCUUUUUACGCUGGAAUGCUGGCCACGUUUAUUGUCUCCGGGUUGAUGCAUGAGCUGGUUUACUUUUAUAUUAUCCGAAAGUCUCCAACUUGGGAAGUCACUUGUUUCUUUCUGUUGCAUGGAGUUGUAACUUGUCUGGAAAUAGCUGUAAAGAGGAUGCGGUUGUGUCCAUCGCCACAUCGAGUGGUCUCGCGCCUUGUUGUUGUGGCGUUUAUGUUCGUUACGUCUGUUUGGUUGUUUGCCCCUCAACUACUGAGAUAUGAUGUGCAUAAGAGACUGAUAAGUGAAUGUUUGUUUGUUAUUGACGUUGUCAAAGAAAGUUGUUUCGCAUCUUAAUGUAACGUUCAUAAUUUGAGGAAGCGUUUCUUGUUCUCCUUAUCGUUAAAAAUUUAGGCCACACUUGGGAUUUGGGAAGUAGAUAUAGGAUGAAGCCUGGAGCAAUGAACUUUGUCAUGCGUUACAAGUUUGGACUCCGAUAAGAUAAAGUUUUAUUAAAGUAUAUAUCAAGAAACUAAACCAUCUGGUUGUCUCGUAGGUUGAUAUAUAUAUGCCUCACCAUGGGAUUGGGAAUCAUGGUUUGAAUCAUAUUACAGAUGGUUUUCCAUAUAUUUCCCUAAGAAUCCCGCCCUAAAAAACUAUGGAUAAUGAUGCUCUAAAGAUGCAAUAACAGGUUUAGAAUGUCCAAAUCUACUUAACAAUGUGUGUAGCUACCAAAUCAAGUUUCCUAUUCAUAAAGUGCAUACAUCCGAUCAUUUUAAAUAUAUAUAUAUAUCCGAACCAAAACUAAGUCAAAAAAACAUUUGGUCACAGGUUCAGAUCAUCUUUUUUCUUUGAGUUUUUUUUUUUUGAAAAGCUAAGAGGUUCUCAACCUGACCCGUACAUUUUCCUAGGAUGAAAUUGAAACCAUUUUAAAUUCACAUUUCAGAGAGUAGAAACCUCUUAACGAAACUUGAACCUAUAAUCUUUUAGAUACCUACUAGAUAGUUUAAUAGUUUUAACCAUUAAGUCAAUUCAUAUAUAUAUAUCAACUGAUGCCUAAAACAGUGAAAAACAAACAAAAUAAU
Messenger RNA from Brassica rapa (field mustard), 3019 nucleotides. RefSeq names its product probable long-chain-alcohol O-fatty-acyltransferase 2. Gene Ontology annotation, biological process: lipid metabolic process. The record is from RefSeq and is a predicted model, not a curated record. Lineage: Eukaryota; Viridiplantae; Streptophyta; Magnoliopsida; Brassicales; Brassicaceae.